This is a messenger RNA of Aspergillus aculeatus ATCC 16872, 1377 nucleotides long. RefSeq names its product glycosylphosphatidylinositol-alpha 1,4 mannosyltransferase I. NCBI's taxonomy places the organism in Eukaryota, Fungi, Ascomycota, Eurotiomycetes, Eurotiales, Aspergillaceae. Gene Ontology annotation, biological process: GPI anchor biosynthetic process. The record is from RefSeq and is a predicted model, not a curated record. The transcript is spliced from 4 exons. Gene Ontology annotation, molecular function: GPI mannosyltransferase activity; alpha-1,4-mannosyltransferase activity. Gene Ontology annotation, cellular component: membrane; glycosylphosphatidylinositol-mannosyltransferase I complex. Bases 1 to 1377 code for a protein of 458 amino acids.
AUGUCCACCUCAAUAACCCCCUCCCCUUUUCAUUCCCAUUCCCCUUCCCCUCCCAAACCCUCCCCCUCUACCCCUCCCCCAAGCAAAAGCAAGAAUACACUCUUCACCCCCCGCAAGAUCUACCCCCUCGCCCUCCUCCUCCGCCUGACACUGCUGCUAUACGGCACCUACCAGGACGCCCACUCCGCCCUCAAAUACACCGACAUCGACUACCUAGUCUUCACCGACGCGGCGCGCUUCACCGCCGGUGGCGGCAGCCCCUACGACAGAGCCACCUACCGGUACACCCCGCUCCUGGCAUGGGUACUCAUCCCCACAACCUGGGAGGGGUGGUUCUCCUUCGGGAAGGUAAUGUUCGCGGUAGCGGACGUGGUAGCGGGGUGGUUACUGGCGCGGACGCUGGUCGUGCACCAGGGGAUGGCACCCUCGCGGGCGCUGCGGUACGCCAGCGUGUGGUUGCUGAAUCCCAUGGUGGCCAAUAUCAGCACCCGGGGCAGUUCGGAGGGGGUGUUGGGGUUGAUCACUGCGGGGGUUGUGUAUUUGGUUCUGGGGUGUGCGCCCUCCACCGCCGGGAUCGUGUUGGGGGUAGGCGUGCACGUCAAGAUCUAUCCGUUUGUGUAUGGGGUUUCUGUUCUGCUGUUUCUGGACAACCAACAGCAGCAGCAGCAGAAGAGAGGACUACUAUACCGACUCAUGGAGGAAAUCACCCCAUCCCGCCUCACCUUCACAGCCUCCGCCCUCCUCACGUUUCUGUCCCUCAACGCCCUCAUGUACCACCACUACGGCGGGGAAUUCCUGCAGCACACGUUCCUGCAUCAUCUCACCCGCGUCGACCACCGCCAUAAUUUCUCGGUCUAUGCUUCUUUGCUGUAUGAUUCUGCUGCUGCUGCUGCUGCUGCUGCUGCUACCGCCGCCGCCGCCCCCGGCGGUGCCGCCGGAGCUGCAGCCGCAGGGAAAGUCAGCAUCGAAAGCUGGGCCUUCCUCCCGCAACUCCUCCUCUCCGUCCUCGUGAUCCCGUUCGCGCUCGCCAAACGGUCCCUCCCCGGGGCUAUGCUGGCGCAGACGUUCGCCUUCGUGGCGUUUAACAAAGUCUGUACGAGUCAGUACUUCCUCUGGUAUCUGAUCUUCCUGCCGCUGUAUCUGCCGUACUCGUCUUUCUUACGAAAGCCGCGGCUCGGGGUGGGUGCGUUGGGCGCGUGGGUGGUUGCGCAGGCCCUCUGGCUGCAACAAGGGUAUAACCUCGAGUUCCUGGGCUUGUCAACGUUCGUGCCGGGGUUGUUUGUGGCGUCGCUGGGGUUCUUCGCGGUCAAUGUGUGGAUUCUCGGGGUGAUUGUGCAGGAUGUUGGGGGGUUGCAGGCUGGGGGUGGUGGAUUUUAG